Danio rerio (zebrafish) is the source of this 1832-nucleotide messenger RNA. RefSeq names its product homeobox B2a (gene hoxb2a). Lineage: Eukaryota; Metazoa; Chordata; Actinopteri; Cypriniformes; Danionidae. Gene Ontology annotation, biological process: regulation of DNA-templated transcription. Gene Ontology annotation, cellular component: nucleus. The record is from RefSeq and is marked provisional. Gene Ontology annotation, molecular function: DNA-binding transcription factor activity, RNA polymerase II-specific; DNA-binding transcription factor activity; DNA binding.
UACACAAUUAUUAAAGCCCGCAAAUGCCGCCAUAGCAGGAGCGCAAAAUAAAUCAUAGCUUUUUGGAUGUUAUUUUUUGCGUGUGUUGGUGUCGCUGGACGCCCUUUUUGCCCAGGCGAAGCGAUGAAUUUUGAAUUUGAGAGGGAGAUUGGGUUCAUCAACAGCCAGCCUUCCCUUGCAGAGUGCCUGACGUCUUUCCCCGCUGUCCUGGAGUCAUUUCAAACUUCAUCAAUCAAGGACUCGACAGCAAUUCCACCUCCUUUCGAGCACACCAUCCCAAGUCUGAGUCCCUGCACAGGCAACCAGGCGCGACCGAGGAGCCAAAAGCGAACUGCCUCCAAUGGCCUCCAGCUUCGGACACAAACAGCACCGCCGACGCAGCACCAGCAAGGCCCGGCUCCGCUGUCGGGUGGCGCGCCCCUGGCCCACGAGUUCCCAUGGAUGAAGGAGAAAAAAUCCUCGAAGAAGUGCCCCAAGCCCGGAGCCACUGCAGCUGCAGCAGCAGCCUCCCCCUCUCAGGCAUCCUCCGGCUACACAACCGCGGGACUGGAGUCCCCGACAGAGAUUCAAGGUGGACUCGAUAAUGUUAGCGGUUCGCGGAGGCUGAGGACCGCGUAUACCAACACGCAGCUACUUGAAUUGGAGAAGGAGUUUCACUUUAACAAAUACCUUUGUCGGCCCAGGCGCGUUGAAAUUGCAGCACUUUUGGAUCUAACCGAGCGACAAGUCAAAGUGUGGUUUCAAAAUCGACGCAUGAAGCACAAACGACAAACUACACACCACCGGGACGGCCAAGAAGGCGAGCCCAGCGGUUUUGACCUCCUAGAGGGAACUGACGCUUCUUCACCCUAUUCGAGUCAGUCGUUGGAAGUAUCUGGUUCUGGCUCGGCAGCACCCUCUGAGAGUGAGACGUGUCCGACAACUGCCGCCUACACGAACAGUUCGGACAAAAGCCAGCCCACGCCUGAAGAGGGCCAAGCGAGCCAGCCGGAGCCAGCAUCUGUCCCUGACACAGCGGUUCACUCCCCCCCGUAUCCAACGCCUACUGCAGAUAACCCCACCACAAUGGCUGAGGGCCGAGCAGCUGGGCCGGAGCAUUCGUUCACAGAGCCGCAGGAUGCCACCUCUCUCCCAGAUUUGAAUUUCUUUUCGACGGACUCCUGCCUACAGAUUUCGGACGCUUUAUCACCGAGUUUGCAAAGCUCCCUGGACAGUCCAGUUGAUUUCUCCGAGGAAGACUUUGACUUGUUUACGAGCACCCUUUGUACUAUAGAUCUGCAACAUUUACAGUUCUGAACAAAAAUCACAUCAAAACGAAUUCAAGAACUAUCGAACUCCAUCGCAAUGCAGUGUCAUGAAUGCUUCUCGACCGCAACAUUCCUAUAAGACAAAAAGAGUGAAACGUCUACCUAAAGUUUUUAUGAAAAAGAAAAGCAAAAAAGGCGUAAUGCAAUGCCUAAACGGAAAUAAAUUGUCCAUUAUUUUGAAAAUAUGAUGUAAUCUUUUUCAAUACACAUCGGGAUGGCCCAUGUCGAAGUAUCAGGUAUUUUAUUGCCUUUUGAUUGUCGGAUUUAGUUUAUGUCUACUAACAGAUGAAUAGUUGCGGACUUUUUUUCAGUGAAACUCAAUCAUUGGAAUCUCAGGAAUUGUGUCAGACAUAAGGGUAGUUGAACUGCUUUUAGGAAUUCUCCCAAGACGGGCGUUGUCCCUAUUGAAUAAUUUUAGACCUAGUUUAUUUAUUGAGAUCCUUUAAUAGUAAAUUUCAAAUUUAUUUAUUGUACGUUAUUUUCAUAGUUGAAAUAAUAAAAAUAAAACAAAAACAAUACAUAAAA